This is a messenger RNA of Pomacea canaliculata, 2362 nucleotides long. RefSeq names its product IQ calmodulin-binding motif-containing protein 1-like. Bases 143 to 1939 code for a protein of 598 amino acids. Gene Ontology annotation, molecular function: calmodulin binding. The record is from RefSeq and is a predicted model, not a curated record. Gene Ontology annotation, biological process: cilium assembly. The transcript has 14 exons. Lineage: Eukaryota; Metazoa; Mollusca; Gastropoda; Architaenioglossa; Ampullariidae. Gene Ontology annotation, cellular component: cilium.
UCGCUGUCCAUAAGGACGGUAACUCGUUGGCAACGUGCAGAAGCCUGUUCGGCGAGGUGUUUAUACUGUGUGCGGGAGUUUGUGUGGUCAUACUGCAUCAUCACCGACCACAUCGGUAAACAGCGAUAGCCAGAUAUGAAACAUGGAAGAUUCUGGACAAAGCAAAAGAGACGACAGCGUCCUGAAUUUGGCGAGAGAAAUUGCGCACACUCGUGAACGUCGGAUGCCGGCCGUUUUGUUAAAACUCCGAGAUGUUUUGGAAAAAGCGCCACCAGGAACACCAGAAGGCAAACUUCUGCGGAAUGAGGCAUGGGAAUAUAAUCUUGUUCAUAUGCUAAUCAUCAUCAUUCAUCAAGAUUUCAGCAUCUUGCCUGGAGAGUGGCGCACUGCUGCUGCUCUUGCCAGAACCCUAAGGCAUGCUGUCUGUGGACUGGACCUUGUGGGAAAAGAUCGACAAGAACUACAGGCUGAACAGUUACCAAAGGCUAUGGUACACAUGUUGCUGUUGGCCAAACAUAUUCAGCAGCAGCUAGUUGACAUCUGUAACCAACAGGACACAGCAAAGCAGCAAGGAGACCUAAUUUUACACAUGAAGGACACUUUAGAAGCCCUGGUGGACAUUGUCAGAACCUACUUUUUCCUCUGCCCUGAAGUGAUGCAGUCGCCAUGGUUGCUACAGCUGCUGGUUUGUGAUGAGCCUCGUAGUGUCAACUUAGUGAUGAAUGCCAUGGAGAAGGUGCUGAAGAUUGAUAGGCAGGUGUUAUCAAAAAUCAAAGAGGCAUGUUUGCAAGAUUUGGUGGAUGAGCUUAUCUACAAGUUGUCUGUCAAUAAGGACAUUUCAAUUGCUGCUGGUGCUACUAGAUGUCUCUUGCAAUUCUGUGAUCAUCAUAAACCUUUGGUGGAGACUCUGUUUUCGAGAUACAAGGGUCUGCGGCCUUUGUUACGGAGGUGGGAAGGGUGGGGCUUUGAACGUGACCUCAAGCAACUUUUCACUCUUUUAGACACCGGAUCAGCUCUGAAGGCCCAGACACAAAUGAAGAAUGAUGCAGCAACGUAUAUACAAGCCAAGUGGAAAGGUUAUAUUACAAGGCAAAAACUUAAGAAAGCCAAUCAAGCUUUUGCCAAGUUUCAGAGAUCUUAUCGAAUAAGGAAAGCAGUAGAAGAACAUGAGAUGAUCACUACUAAGGUGCAGACAGAGUUACAACGCCGCAUGCUGAGUCAGCGCCAGAACCUGAUGAGGCAGUUCAAGGAGAAGCAGCUUCAUGCUCUUGAAAUUCUUCCUGCAGAUCAGAUAGAGAAAUAUCUGAUGAAGGAGAAGUCAAAGGCAGCUUUGAAAAUCCAGACUCUGUGGCGAGGCCACCGUGAACGCAGCCAGCUGCUCAUCAGGCAACAGGUGGCACAACAAGUGCAUGCUGCUAUCAAAAUCCAAAGAGCUGUGAGGCGAUGGUUGGAAAAACUGGAACAGCAGCAGAAGAGGCAAGGAGUGCCAGUUCAUUUCAAGCCAGCAGGACUCACAGAGGAGCGGAGAGUGUAUCUGCAGGAACUGAUUACCAGGCGUCAGCAGGAGAUGCCAACUGCUCGUAAGACCAGGGAGGAGCUAGAGGAAAUGCACAAGAGAUCAAGUGAAAUGCUGGGCCAGCAUUACUCUCGUGUUGGUUAUUUCCGAAAAAAGCAGUACAACUGGGAGAAUCUUCUUGCUAGACUUGACACUGAUUCAGAACUUUUGCUUUUGGCACCUCCACUCAAGGAUGUUACACAAAAAGAUGUAGAGAUGUUCUCCAGUAGGUCGUUGCCAGUAGCAACCAAAGCCAAGGCACAACAUAAUGUCAGUCUUCAGCGACUUCAGCGUCCAUGGUGGCGUCAACUUUGGGAUGAGGAAGAAGAGAUGGAUGAUGCUCUGCAGGAACAACUAGAAGCCGAAAUGAACUUUUUCUUUUGAUUUAUUCCCCUUCUGUUCUUCUUUUUUUUAACUGCCUUUCAACUCAAUUAGGAAAUCAGGUUGUAAAUGUGGUGGUGGUGACCCCUCUUGAUUGAGUUAAUGAUUAUUUUGUUCUCCGUCCAUUAUUAUUAGAUGGUUCUCCUAUAUGUUUAACAUGCUUACAGUACUAUAUUAUAUGUAGUAUUUUGAAAAAAAACCAGCUGUUAGUACGAGUGACAUUUUUAAUGUCCUAGGUUUAGGAUGAGGAGUUCUUGUCAUAAGUUUUUUUUUAUUCAGGACCAGCAACUACCAAUGCCUAAGGCAAUAAGUCUGUGUAGAAGUUACUACCUCUACAAAUUUGUAGUAGGCAUGCAUACUUUGAUCAUGUGUACGUUGACAUGGAUAUAGAAGCAUGUUGCAUAUAAAAAUUGUCAGCAAACUGAA